Notolabrus celidotus (New Zealand spotty) is the source of this 5160-nucleotide messenger RNA. It is a transcript of the gene vwa5b1, whose product is annotated as von Willebrand factor A domain containing 5B1. The record is from RefSeq and is a predicted model, not a curated record. Lineage: Eukaryota; Metazoa; Chordata; Actinopteri; Labriformes; Labridae. The transcript is spliced from 27 exons. Bases 641 to 4402 code for a protein of 1253 amino acids.
ACCUGCUGACACGCCUAUGACACGUGAUAAUGGAUUUAACCAAUUCAAGAAAGUUAUCUAAAACAAUCUUACUUGAAAAUCUCCACUUGUAUCUUCCACUUGUUACUGGUUUUUAAUUUGUGGGGUGCAGGGUGCAGUCUUAUGCCACUAUAGCCGUCCAAACAGAUGGGGCGCCAGAAUCGACACAAAACAAAAGUUCCUCACAGCAGCUUUAAAAGAAAAGGAAACAUUCUGGAAGAAAUCUUGUGACCAGGGUAGACAUCAGGGGGGCGCUAAAAUAUGCACAAACCUAAAGUUCCUCACAGGAGCUUUAAAGAAAGACCAUGGACCUCACUGAUCAUGCUUAAAGUCAGCUUAGCCUACUGAUAUUUCACUGGAUCAAAACAUCUGUUCUGUUUGUUGCUUUUCUACCCACGAGGGCUGGGUAGAAUCAACACCACAGUGCAGCAUCCAAUGCUCCUACCACCUGUGGCAGCACUCCUGUUCCCUCUACGCCACAGGGAGAGAGAACAAAAAGGGGGGGAGCCGAGAGAGGUCUGAGAGGAGGAGGAUAUCUUUCAUGAUAAGUGGACUUGUGACAAGGAGAGACCCUUGCUGCAGACCCAGCUGACACAAAUGAAAGAAUCCUAAAACCAGCACCAUGCCAGGACUCAUUAACAAGGAGAACCGGAGCGCUCUGCCCCUCAGCAUCUCUGACAUCACUUCCUGUGUCAGGGGCUACACUUUGGCCAUGACAGCCUCACUGACCUAUGAAAACAUUGAGGAUCAUGAAAUUGAGGGGAUGUUCAUUUAUCCACUGGAGGAAAAUUCCAUUGUUGUUGGCAACACAUCUAAUGGAGCUCUUCAGAGUGGCAGUGGCCACAUAGUGAUGGAUGAGGAUUUGGAGAGGGCAGUGUUAGUUGUUAACCUGGGGAUCAUCCCACCGAUGGAGACAGUCCAUGUGCUGGUUAGCACCUCGUCUGAACUCUCCACCUUACCCAGCGGAGGCAUCAAGGUUUCAUCCCCGCCAGUGUGCACACCUCGGGUACAGAGGAGCAUCAACGAGGAGCAGGGAUUAUCUCCAAACUUCUCCAGAACGCGGGACAGACACACCGCUGCCACAAGUCCCCACGACCAAACACCCAACACCCCUCAGCUGUGGCUGGCUUCCCUGCUGGAGGAGGAGAGCAUAAACUCCAUGGACUAUGAGUUUAACUUCCAGCUGGAGAUACGAGCUCCCUAUCUCCUCGCAGGUGUGCAGAGCCCGUCUCAUGCUAUCCGAGCUGAUGCGGACCCUCUGGCACGCUCCGCCACCAGCGUCGUGAUCACGCUGGCUGACAAGUACACUUACGACUGUCCUGUUGAAAUCCUCAUCUACCCCAGCGAGCCUCAUCAGCCACAUGUGCUCAUCGAGAACGGGGACAUGACGCAGGAGGAGUACGAUGAGUAUCUUCAUGGAAGGAGCGAUUUCAUCAAAGCAACCAAGAAGGACUCCAGCAAUGAGAGAAAAGUGGAUAUUAUUCACAGACGCCUCCAUAAAGAUAUCCUCCACAAUCCUGUGGUCAUGUUGAACUUCUGUCCCGACCUCAAGUCCAUCAGCGCAGACCUGAGGAAGGUUCACGGCGAGUUUAUCUUCCUCAUUGACCGCAGCGGCAGCAUGAGCGGUGUAAACAUCAACCGUGUGAAGGAUGCCAUGGUGGUGAUUUUAAAGAGUCUUGUUCCUGGCUGCCUUUUCAACAUCAUAGGCUUCGGCUCUACAUUCAAAUCAUUGUUUACAACCAGCCAGAACUAUGAGGAGGAAGCCCUGGCUCAGGCUUGUGAGUAUGUGAGGAAGAUCAGAGCAGACAUGGGGGGCACCAACAUCCUGGGUCCGCUCAACUGGAUCCUGAGGCAGCCGAUGUUCAGCGGACACCCACGCCUGCUUUUUCUGCUCACUGACGGUGCUGUCAGCAACACAGGCAAAGUUAUCGAGCUGGUCCGCAGCCACGCACGCCACAUCAGAUGUUUUACGUUCGGCAUAGGACUGAGUGCUUGCAGACGGCUGGUGCAGGGACUGGCGAUGGUUUCCAAAGGAACAGCAGAAUUUCUGGCUGAUGGAGAGAGGCUGCAGCCUAAGAUGAUCAAGUCCUUGAAGAAAACCAUGUCCCCCGUGCUGAGUGACAUUUCUAUUGAGUGGCUCUUUCCUGAGACUAAAGAGGUGCUGCUGUCCCCUGUGGGCAACACUUUCCUGUUUCCAGGGGACAGUCUGAUCGGCUAUGGUGUUGUUUGCGACACAACCCGCUACCAUGCCAACCCCAAAUCUGAUAAGCGGAGGCGAUACAGCAUGAUGCGCUCCGUUGAGUCGGCCAGCUCGGUGUUUUACCACUCUCAAGAAGAGGACCUGUUGAGGACAGGUGUGGACAGCCAGGGCUCCUACAGAGAAGCUCCAUCUGGUCCUCUGUAUGACUCCUACCAGGACUCGGUGACUGACAGCAGCCCUGCGCCCACUGAGCAAGACGCAGCAGGGUUUGAUUGUAAGACAUCCCCAAGAAGACGUGCAUACAGCACCAACCAGAUAAUGGACUACAACCCGGCGAAGAAGGCCUUCACUCCCAGUGAUCCCAGCUCUGUGGGGCCCAAGAACCCUCUGAGGAGAGCCAAAGUCCAGGAGCUGAUCGGCCAGAUGAGCUCUGAGCACGAGGCGCAGUGGAGGAACGACUUCCAGCCACAACUGGCUAGCCUGUGUGCUACAUCUUCCAGCGGGCAUCCGGCCAGCUGUCACAAGCCGCUCCUUCAGCAGGAAGCAGACUCAGAGCCUCAUUUGCAUGCCCAGCCUCAGGACAACCCCCUGCCAAGCGGCGCCAGCGUGCAGCCUAAAGCUCGAAACGCCGCCGGGGAAGAUGGAUCCAGAUCCUCCACCGACAGCCCAUCUGUUGGCAGCACGGGAGAUCCAGACGGCUAUGCACACCAGUUAUGUCAGGCUGAAACACCACAGGAGGCCCAGAAGUCAGAUCUGGGUGCAGCCAACCAGCACAAAGGUUACUGCAAGGCCGUGGUGUCUGGACUGCUGUGUGGGAAACCAGUGAAGUGGGAGGUCGCCUUUGAUAUCGAGCCCUUUCUGAACGGCCGGGAACGCGAGGAAAAGGUUCACGAGGAGCUUUGGAACGAGACCUUCCACCAUAUGGCCGGACACUCCAUCAUACACGACUUUGAGCAUAUGGCGGAUAAGGAGUGUGAGAUUGAACACGGCUCGGGCAGGAAGUACCAGCUGUACGCCAUUCACACCAGCAAGGCCUGCAAUAUACUGAGCAAAUACACAGCACUCAUUCCCAUUGACCUGGACACUAAUGAGUACUUGCCGACAUGUAUUGAGUACAUGAAUCCCAGUGAGUGUCUGAAGAGGGGCUCACACUCCAGCUCUCGUUCAGGAAGCAGAAAGAACAAAGGGUACUCCAUUGGACUGGGUCGCUCUCAGUCUGGAGGCAUGUCGGAGGAGGUUGAAGAUGCUUUGCUGCCUAACAAUGGAGAUGAUGUUCCCUCUCCCUGCAGCACUCCCUCUUCCUCCGGCUGGGAGAGAUGCGGCUUCACUGAGUUCUCUCAAAGGAGUUCGUCUGUGUCCUCCGACCAAUCACAGAAAACAGUGGAGAGCCUUUUUUCUGCAAGGCUGGCCCUCACCAGGACUCGUCUCCUGACUCGGGCUGCCAAGGGAUUCAUGUGCCGAACUCACAGCAAGUCCGGCGAUUCAAUCGGAGAAAGUGACAACGAGUGCAAAGACUACAUUCCUCUGGUAUUGUUGCAGAUGGCUAGUGGUGCAUUUCCCCUGGACACAGCUCUGUGUGAGGCCAUUCACGUUCCCAUGGACAAGCUGAAGUGGACGUCACCCUUCAGCAGACAUCGCACCAGCCUGGGCCACCUGUCUCAUUCCAACAGUCGUCGCACUGAGAGCACAGAUGAUGGCUGCAGAUCCCCGUGUGAGCCAGAAACAAACCAGCAACCUGCAGGGAACACUCCAGGCACCCAGAGCCCUUCUCACCUGUCCAGGAGCACCUGGACGGAUACUGCCUCCUCCUCGGUAGGAAGUCUAUCCACCGCUGCUGAGCUCCAGCUGUCCUCACACUCUCAGGUGGACAGCGGGCGAGGCUCGGGGUCAGGCGGCUUGGAGACAGCAUCGCCCAGCAGUCUCAAGAGCGUGCUGGAUACAGAGAGCAUGGUGUGGGCAACAGCUGUGGCGCUCGCCUGCCUGGAGCACAGCUCUGCUAGCUACUUCAUUGAGUGGGAAAUGGUUGCUGCCAAGGCUAGCAUGUGGUUAAGUGCACAAGAAAUCCCAGAGGGCAGAGACUUAGCUUCUAUCAAGGCUGCUGCAAACCAGCUCUUCAUCAUCCUCAGACACUGGGAUGAAAACCUGCAACUGAACAUGCUGUGUUAUAACCCGAACAGCGUCUGAAGCAUGAUAGUCCAAGACUGAAAAAACUGACCACUGAAAGUACUCAAUUCAGUAUGAUACUAUGCUCACUGAGGCUUCACUGUUCUCUGUUCAGCAGUAUGUUCUCUGGAGUCUGAUUUUUGCUGUUGCAGUGGUAUAACACGUGUGUUUUGUUCUGUUUGCGUGCUGAUCCUCCAAACAUAUCACAGGCUCUUCAGAGGCAUUAUGUGCAAGCUGUUACCUCGCUGGUGCCAUAUACUGUAGCCGGAUCCCCGUUAGCAAGGGAUCAAACCUGAGUUAUGCCACAGAUUUGAGUGUCAUGUAUAAGAAUGUCAGUGUUAAAUUAGUAGCAUGCUGGAUCACUGACCCAACAACACCAGAGAAAAGAUCUCAUCACCACCUUGUUGAUGUUUUGGGGAGAAUGCUGCAAAACAAGUGUGAGAAAAAACACAUGUACAUGUUGACUCGUUCUGUUUUUACAUCAUUCUGAAUUUCCUGACUUGAUUUUAUUGUAAAAAGAUGGUCACACACAGUACGGCCUAACUUUUGUAAUGCCUGCUACUAAUACUGUGCUGGUCAUAUUUGCCAUUUUUGCAUUUUAACAGAGACAGAAAAAAUAUGCAAGGAACUAAAGAAAAUAGAUGUUAUGGUUUGGGUGAAAAAAAAUAUGUGGCUUUGGUGUAAAUCUAUGAAUGUGUAUCCCACUAGCAUGUUAUUUAUUAUUUAAUGAUACAUAAAUCCAUAUAUAUUGUCUCGCUUAGCAAGGCAUACCUGUAGUG